CGUGUCUUCGUUGACACGUUACAUAGGUAUUAUUGUACGGGUCGCGGAACCGAUCGUGUCUUCAACGUAUGGUAAGUAUCUAUACGAAAAAACAUAAUCAAACAGAUAGCUAACUAACACCGCGGUUACGAAAAAUACUGAACCGCAGUACAGUGUCACGAUUUAUGUUCUUGGCAAACACAACACUAUGCGUUUUGCUAAAUCCCUGUUGAUAUUGACUCUGGCAGUGACCGUUUCCCACGUAUCGCCAAGGAUGAUUAACUAUACUAGUAGCUUUACCUCGCUGGAGUUUCUCCAUCACGUGGCCGAGCACGAGUACGAAUGGAGGAACGUUCUGAAAGAGCAUGUUAUAAACCUGGGAGCGGUGCCAUACCACAACCGGAUUCUGGGUGUCAUAAACCCGGGUGAGACGAACCCGAGGGUCAUCCUCUACCGAAUCCUCUACAAUUUCUCGAACAUCGGGUCGUAUGUUGAAUAUGCUGCUUCCGCAUUGUAUAAGUCCCUGGCAUGUUAUUCGAUAAAACAUCUGGCGUUCCAGUCACACUACCUAUCCCGCAUGUUCGAUAAGAAGGCAGACCCCGGAGUCAUACAAAUCGAACUCGAUAGAAUCAAGCUUACUACUACUCUGAUCCUUGACAAGUUGUGUAUUCGGCCGGCCGACCUGACCAAUCUAUUCGAGUUUUACUGGGAGGCGAUUCGCCUGAUACAGUACGACAUCAACCACCACGCCAGAUAUCAAGUAUACCCAACAAAUUCCCAGUCCUACGUGGAUAUUCUUCACAUACGAAUCAAGGAUUUUCUAAAACACCACUGCGCUAAGUAUUUAUUAGACGGUCAUUUCCUCUACGACAUGGAGAUGAAGAUCAACUAUCUGUUAAUGGACGAAGUGCUCAACCUAAUUGUCGAUAUUCCGGAGUUGAAGAGAUUGGGCCAAGAACACGAGAACUUUGUGACGGCAUACUAUAAGAAUUUGGCAUUCGAAAUGUUACCGAAAUUACAGUGGGGCCAAGUAUUCUACUACACCAAACCCAGUAUUGCGCUCGAAAAAUUGCGCGAGACUAAUCCGCCAAUUACAUAUCCACCAACAGCUGUGGACAGCCCUACAAACGUGGAGCAGGCGGUAAUCGGGAAUAAACCUACAAGUGGAUCCAUAAUGAUAAUGUAAUUGCAUAUCUCAACGUUUUUAAAAUUAUACAAUUUGUAAUAAAAAUAAUAGUAUACCAUAACCAUAUUUUAUUGUACAUUGGGUUAUUAAGAUUAUAAACAUUUACGUAGUAUAUUUUAUUGAUUUUCUGUGUGAUAAUGAAAAUGAAACAUAAAUAUGUACGAC
Molecule: messenger RNA, 1330 nt
Organism: Cinara cedri
Lineage: Eukaryota; Metazoa; Arthropoda; Insecta; Hemiptera; Aphididae
Source: the annotation of a GenBank genome assembly